This is a messenger RNA of Pseudo-nitzschia multistriata, 2268 nucleotides long. The record is from the annotation of a GenBank genome assembly. NCBI's taxonomy places the organism in Eukaryota, Bacillariophyta, Bacillariophyceae, Bacillariales, Bacillariaceae.
CUAGGGAUUGGGGGGAUUGUACUCAUUGUGCAAAGGGGAUCGUCACCAGUAAUACUAAAAGCAGAAGAGAGAUGGAGAAAAGAACAUCAGCAAAAACAAGCUUUCGCAGACGAUGUCAUGACCCCAAACACUCGCAACCGCAACCGCAAUAACCAAAACAAUUCAAACAAGAAGAAUGACGAUAAAUGCAAAUCAAGCACGGAAAAGCAAUUCACGGUGAGUGAGGAGCACACAUGGGACCCUCCAGAUCCACGGAUAGCAGCAUUGCUAUCUGAAGCAUGCAAAGAAAUCGUUUGCCACAAAUCCCUGAAGGUCGUUGGUCGCACCCUGCGAGCCACAGCGCCCAUUGAGGUCGAUACAAAACUUUAUGAGAUUCCACGGUCGAUGCAAAUUUGGGAUUUAGACGCCUAUCGAGACCCCUUCGUACGAAAGCACCUUUUCAAAGCUGGUCACAAGAUUAGUGGUAAUCGGAUGGGCACCGAAGCAUUUCUGGCUGCCUAUCUGUCUUUGGAAAUAAAAAGGGCAAAGCUCAAUCCAUCGAAUUUCGAUCCGUUGACCCUGUUAUACUUUGAUUCUUUACCAACGUUCGAAGAAUUCGAGCAUUAUCAUCCCAUUUUGGAAGAUAAGGAUUUAGUGAGAGAUAUGCUAGGACCGCGGUCCAUGGCACAUUCUGUUGUACAAGGUUAUCGCAAUAUGGUCAGGUCGGAGUACGAGGGAUUUGCUGCGGGAUCUUCGGAAUUCAGGAACACAAUUCCCGAAGACGAAUAUCUUCGAGCUCGACUAGCGGUCUUGACGAGAGCACUGAACGUCGGUCCACCGGGACCCGAAGAAGUAAUGCCAGCUGCCUUUGUCGGAGAUGAAUUCCGGGACCAAGACCUCUUUCUGGAUGAAUUGUAUUCCUAUUAUGAUCUGAUCAAUGUCAACCUCACAGAAGCGGGAGGCCAAGGGUGUAUCGCAAUGGUCCCGAUCGCUGACCUUUUCAAUCACCAUCCAAACAACAACAUAGGAUUGCAAUACAAGAGGAUGGAAACUCACGCGCAAACCAAACAGAAGUCAGGAAGAUCAUUCGUAGUUUCAUCGAGCAACAGGAUCAUCGAGCCGUACUCGGAGCCAAUGGUAAGUGACUAUACCCCCAGAGACGUGUGCCGUACGCUGUUCUGCCAAAAUGACGUUUCUUACAUGUACGUAUUUUUUAAUUGUUUACUUCUUCAUGAUGCACUGUGCUAUUCGCUGCGUUGUGUUGUGUUGUGUUUUGCUAACUUGUCUUGCAAAAUGCACACAAGGCGUCAUAUGGUGUCAUGGCAGACGCACAUUUGUAUGCACGAUAUGGAUUUGUCAAUGGAGAUGGUAGCGGCGCAAUUCAAUUAGGUUUAGCGUUUCAUCACGAGAUGAUGAAACUCAAUAUUUCGAAUCAAUACGAUUACAUACCAGAUACAGGGACUACUGCAAAGUUUAGCAACUACCAACGGGAAGGACUUGCGAAGUACUUGCGAUACGACGAUGGAUAUCCGGAAUGCAUUUCGGGGCCAUCAACGCAUCCCGGCGAAGCAGAAUUGAAGCAGCUAAAAUUGCAACAUCUCGUUAGCAUAGCAAAUGAAUAUGACAGGUGGAAUGUCGUCAUUCGACCUCCCAACCCUAAAUCAUUGCCUGCCCACUCGACAGAUAUUCCAAUCACGAAGAGGGUUCCAGAUUUUCCUAGACAUUUAUCUAUGCUACAAGGAUUCCAACAGUUGCAGGAGACUUGCAGGGUUAUAUCACUCAUCAAUGAGGACUUUGACGGAAAUGCGGUGCAAGUUUUGAAGGAGAAUGUCGGUAAUCUUAGUUUUCGAAUUGGAAACAAAGUGAGCGAUGCCCUAGAAUUUCGUUCCUUUAUGUGUAUGUCGAGAUGGUUUGGUACCAGGUUUGUGAAUAUGGAAGUACAGGGCAAGAUCGAAUUUGAAUACAGAAGGUUAUCUGCUCUGAAUCGCAAUGAAUAUGGAAGCAAAAACUGGACUCUAUAUCACGUUCGCUUUGGGGAAAUGCAGGCGUUGCAUGCUGCAUCAGGUUUGCUUUUUGAUCGCGUAUCACUGAGCUGGGAAAGCAAGAAGAAGACUACAGAACCUGAAUAUCGAAUGAGGGAUGACACCUGUCCAGAAGAAUACUUAAAUUAUUUGUUUCGAGACGAUGGACUUGUCCCGGACGUUUUGGACUUGAGAUAACGUUAAUCAUUUUUUAAAUUUUGUUCGAUCAAAAGUGCUUUCGCCUGAAAAAUAUAGCACAAUCUAUUCC